Plasmodium vinckei vinckei is the source of this 1521-nucleotide messenger RNA. Its product is annotated as conserved Plasmodium protein, unknown function. The record is from RefSeq and is a predicted model, not a curated record. The transcript has 3 exons. Lineage: Eukaryota; Apicomplexa; Aconoidasida; Haemosporida; Plasmodiidae. Bases 1 to 1521 code for a protein of 506 amino acids.
AUGGCAAGGAUGCGCGCGGCUUUUCUGUUCGUAAUUAUAACAAUAUUUAUUGGAGAAAUAAUAGGAAAAAAUUAUAAAAAUAUAAAAAAGUACAAAAUAGUAAGAAGUUAUAUAUGCAACCAAUAUAAAAGUGAUAAUAAAUAUUAUGGAAGAAAUGGGAAAGAAAAAAGAUUAAAUAAAUAUAGAAUAAAAUAUAAUAUAAAAAUAAAAAGACUUAAUGGAUUAUUAAAUAUAAAAGAAAUAAGUUUAAUAAAAAAUGUAAAUUUUUUAUCGUCUAUAAAUAUGGUUACAAGCUUAAGUAGUAUAUUUAUUUUUAUGCAUAUACUAAAUUAUUUAAAAUUAAUAAAUAAUACACAUAGAAAUACAUUACUCGAAAUUACAGAUAAAAUAUGUUCGAAAAUUUUUUUAUUUAAUACAAUAAAUGAUAUAAUAAAUACAAAUCCCCAAAAAAAUAUUCCGAAAUAUUUUAUUAUUGGUCUUUUUUCAAUUACACAAUUUAUAUUUCACACACUUUUUUCAAAUGGAAUGGCUUGUCUAUUUUAUUCGAGCUCCCAACAAAAUGGUGAAAAAGUUAUAGAAAAAAAAUGUGAAAAACAUAACCAUUCAUCGGAAAAAGAUUUAGACACAUGUAACGAGGUAUCAAAUUAUAUAAAAACACAAAAUGAAAACAUUUUGAAUAAAAAUUGUCAUAACAAUUCAGUAAAAAACGAUAUAAAUAAUUCUAAACAAAUCGAAACAUACGAAAUAGAAAGAGCAAAUAAUAUGACUAAUGUUAGUCUACUAAAACAUUUAUGUAUAUUAAAUCAUACAGGACUUAUACCUUUAUAUAUAUUUAAUUAUAUGCUUAAAAAAUUGAAUUAUGAAAAUGAUAAUAUAAAUAUAUUGAUUAAUUUUUAUAAUUUAUUUAAUGGUAUUCUUUCGAAGAUAUAUGUUAAUUAUUUUAUCAAAAAUAAUAAUACUGAAAAUAGUGGCGACUCAUUUAGCACCGACAAAAAAAUAAAUAAAUGGUGCACCCCAUUAGGUUUAUUUAAUAGUGUAUUCAAUAAUUGGUUUUCGUAUUCUCUUUUAAUUUCUAUAUUUUUAAAAUUUAUCGACAAAACAAAUAUAAUAUAUGAGAAGUCACUAAAACAUGUCUUAUUAGCAUUUAACAAUAUAUUACCACCAUCUAUACUUGUAAUCAUAUCAAAUAUAAUAUAUGAUGGAUUGAAAGAGAGUUCUAAAAUCUCUUUAAAAGAUUUGUUUUUUAUAUUAAAUAAUAAAUAUGUCUUAAUUCCUUCCUUCUUUUUUGUUUUAUCUCAUCUUAAUGAUUAUUUUAAACUAUUUAAGGUUUCCAAAAGUUUGCAUCUCUUUUUACUAGUUCAAGCAAUGACCCCUCCGAAUUAUAGUAUAUAUUUUUUAAGUGAGAAAUUUUCAAAAUUCCAAAAUAUAAAAAAGACAUUAUGUAUUUCAUACCCAAUUUAUUUAAUUCCAUUGUUUAUUUAUUCUUUUAUAUUAUUUGAAUAUUUCAAGAACAAAAUGUAG